Labrus bergylta (ballan wrasse) is the source of this 1376-nucleotide messenger RNA. NCBI's taxonomy places the organism in Eukaryota, Metazoa, Chordata, Actinopteri, Labriformes, Labridae. The record is from RefSeq and is a predicted model, not a curated record.
UGCAAUUUGAAUUUGGUUAUUCCGCUUUUUCAUCACAUUUCAGCAGUGUGAUGCUGCGGACCGAGUUGAAUAUGGCGCGCACUACUUUCAAACUAGCUAUAGUGGAGGUUUUGGAUGAUCUGAAUGAAGAGGAUUAUCUGAGGUUUUGUGACCAGCUGAGGGACCGUAGAGAGAAGCCGCGGGUCAGCCGCAACAACGUGGAGGGGAAGAGACGAUGGGAGGUUGCGGGCGUCCUGGUUUCAACCUUCACAGGGUGCAAAGCUGUGCAGGUGACUCUGGAUUUACUGAGGCAGCUCAACCUCAACGAGGAGGCAGAGGAACUGGAUUUAAAGACUCAAGCCUGUGCUGAUAAAGGUGACCCCACCCUCUGUAAAACAUUAAUGAGAGAGUUGGAGCUGAAGCCCUCACAGGAGGCUCUGAAAGCUGCGCCGUUCCAUUAUCCGCUACAGGCUGCUCGACGGGGAGGCCCUCAGGUGACGAGGCAAAAAGAGGUGGAGGCUGCAGCAAAGACUCCAAAUCUCUGUAAGGGCGGCGACCCCUGCGAUGACCGGGUUCUUCUUAGCAGGUGUAUGGUUCUGUUCGGCAAGUAUAAAGGUCGAACCUUUAAAUGGCUGCUAGAGAAUGAUGUGAGCUACGUUGCCUACGUGAUGGCCGGCCACCAGGCGCAGAAAAAGUUCACUGUGAAGGAAGACCCGCUGACGGCCAACAAGGUACGACACACUGAAAUCUGUGAUCUACUAAAGAGUUCAUUUCAGUAAUCUUUUCAACUUACAAGGCCUUGUCUUUCAAACCAAUACGUUUGACUAGUGAAAGGAAUCAGGAUGAGAUUUGUCUAAGGAAAUCAUAACCUAAAAAAAAUGAAGGGUAACACUUUGUCCACAUGGGGGUGCCAAAAUGUACGCAUAGAGAAAGUUCCUCACAGGAGCUUUGUGUUUUUUGUAAAAGUGUGCAGUCUUCUAUACCAUUACAUUAUCUUACAUGUCUCCCCUGAUGCUAAGAUACAGACUGUGUUUUUCUUCUCUAGGAUCAUUGUCAUUUAUACACAUCUGUUGAAAAGUAUAGCUUGAAAAAAUAACAGAGCUCUUAUUAGGACAUUCUGUAUGUUUCUCAACGUCUUAUUGACAUUUGUUUUAUUUUAAUGAAGACCUUGUUUGUUGACAUGAAGCUUGCCAAAUCUUAGUGUGUGGACAACCUCUACUUUCUGUUUGUUUGUUUGUUUUCAUCCUGCACCCUGCCCAACCUGGGGUCGAAUGUGAACACUUUUCACCCUUUAUGUGCUUUCAGCUGCUUAAUUAAUGUUGAUAAAUGGGUCAGCUGGACUAAACCAUGCUGUUGAAAUUAUUAAUAUUAUGAUCCUCAGGUUUCAGUGCAUAAUU